AUGAGCACCGUGGCUGUUCAGGACAACCGACCUUCCACUCGGGCCGUGCGAAAGAUCAAGUGUGCCGCCAUGGUCAACAGUUUGGCCAAGAGCUGGCAGAGCUGGGCGAACGAGCACACGGGUAAACAGGAAACCAUCCCCUCGGGCUGGAUGCCUGCAUCCAUAGUGGAGGAUGAGAAGGAGAAGGAGAGAAGUGAGGCGAAGCUCCUCGUCACGCCUCGCGUGGUUUCUGUAGACGCAGACGGCUCCGAGGGUCAGAUCAAGACAGGAUCGGUGACCAAGUCUAAUGCACCAAAACGGAGCGAAUGCAGUAAUGACCUGGUCAUUUCCAUCAAAGAGAAGAUUGACAACCAAAGCCUAGUGACUAAAGACACUAAGCCGUUUCUGGGCAGCGAGUCACCCACCAGAAGACGCCAUUGUGGUGGGAAGGCAGCAAGCACCUUGGCUAAAGUGAUGGAGAAGGCGGAGAGGGAGGAAAGGAAAAUGGGUUCUCGCAGUAGCAGUGUGGAUACCGAAGACAGCGGUCUAGGAGAGGAGGCCGCUCUUAGUGACAACAGUGACCAGACUGAAGUCAAACCCAAGAGACACAUCAGCAGGCCAAAGAUCAAGGUGACCACAAUGGGCGAUCUGAGGAGCCGGUGGCAGCAGUGGUCAGAGGAACACAUGGAGGGUCAGAAGCUCAACCCCUUCAGCGAAGAGUUCGACUACGAACAUGCCAUGUCCAUCCGGCUCCACAAGGGUGACUCGGGCUACGGCCGACCCAAAGACGGUUCCAAGACGGCCCAGCGUGCAGAACGGGCUCACAAGCACAUUCACCGUGAGAUGGAGGAGAUGUGCUACAUCAUCCGCGACAUGGGCAGGAAGGACAAGAACGGUCGCGUCUACGUCACGUUCGGCCAGCUCUUCGACCGCUACGUCAAGAUCUCCGAUAAGGUGGUGGGGAUCCUGCUACGAUGCCGCAAACACAAGAUGGUGGAUUUUGAGGGUGAGAUGCUCUGGCAGGGACAGGAUGACAAUGUUAUCAUCACACUACUUGUUUGA
This is a messenger RNA of Chanos chanos (milkfish), 1041 nucleotides long. RefSeq names its product actin binding Rho activating protein a (gene abraa). The transcript has 2 exons. The record is from RefSeq and is a predicted model, not a curated record. Gene Ontology annotation, biological process: positive regulation of transcription by RNA polymerase II; positive regulation of Rho protein signal transduction. NCBI's taxonomy places the organism in Eukaryota, Metazoa, Chordata, Actinopteri, Gonorynchiformes, Chanidae. Bases 1 to 1041 code for a protein of 346 amino acids. Gene Ontology annotation, molecular function: actin binding. Gene Ontology annotation, cellular component: sarcomere.